Messenger RNA from Gossypium raimondii (Peruvian cotton), 1251 nucleotides. Its product is annotated as transcription factor MYB4. NCBI's taxonomy places the organism in Eukaryota, Viridiplantae, Streptophyta, Magnoliopsida, Malvales, Malvaceae. The coding region runs from base 177 to 1079 and encodes 300 amino acids. Gene Ontology annotation, biological process: regulation of stomatal movement. The record is from RefSeq and is a predicted model, not a curated record. The transcript has 3 exons.
CUCUUAUAUAUUAAUUCGACUCCCUUUUCUAAGCAACAUCUUCAUUUUUCUUGCUUCUCCUUAACAUGGUGGUUUGAUAUCUGACAAAUUUUCCACCUAGGAAUCAGUGAAGUGUGUGUUCUGUUCUGUCUGUAUCUUUUUCUUACACUCAUUGUAACUUUGGUCUGGUCUCAAAAAUGGGAAGGCAAUCUUGUUGUUACAAGCAAAAGCUAAGGAAAGGUCUUUGGUCCCCUGAAGAAGACGAAAAGCUUUUAAGGCAUAUUACAAAGUAUGGCCAUGGUUGUUGGAGCUCCAUCCCUAAACAAGCUGGGUUACAGAGGUGUGGGAAGAGUUGCAGGUUGAGGUGGAUUAAUUAUUUAAGGCCUGAUUUAAAGAGAGGCACAUUUUCACAAGAAGAAGAAAAUCUCAUAAUUGAACUUCAUGCAGUUUUGGGGAAUCGGUGGUCUCAAAUUGCUGCACGAUUACCAGGAAGAACCGACAAUGAAAUCAAGAACCUAUGGAACUCUUGUUUGAAAAAGAAGCUUAAACAGAAAGGCAUCGACCCUGUCACUCACAAGCCACUAUCCGAGGUCGAAAAUGGCGAAGGAAAUGGAAGCAACAAGCCAUCUUUGGUGGGUCAUCAUCCAAUUCACCAAUAUACAUCGCCGCCCCCACCACCACCAAAGCUCUCCUCUAACUGGUUCAACCCUGAAUUUUCACCACCCAUGACCGCCUCUUAUGGACCCUUAUACUAUGGAACCACCACCGGUGGCUCAGCCAAUAACACCACUUGGGGAUUGGUUCAAACACAAACUGAAGAAGAAGAAGAAGAAACCAAAUGGACUGAGUUGCUUAAUAGCCCUUUAUUAAUGGCGGCUGCUUUACAAAAUCAAACCCCACAAUCUUAUUACAAUAUCGAGAUCAAAUCAGAGACUUGUUACUUAACUAAUAGUUCAUCAUCAUCAUCAUCAUCAAACGAUAUGUGGUGGCCUCAGACCCAACAACAGCAGUUACCACUACAACAUGAACCUUUACAAAAUCCAGACAUAUGUGGUAAGGACAUGCAGACACUCACAGCAGCAGCUUUUGGACAUAUUUAGGGGUGUGUCUGUACCCCAAUUUUUUUUUUUUUUUAAAUUUUUUGCCUUCGGUUUCAUGUAUAUUGGUCUGAUACAAAAAAAAGUUUAUCAAUGUCUGUUCUUUUUGUACCAUUUGUGAGCAAAACAAUCUUUGUAGUUUGUUGUUUCAAUUUUCAAUUUUGUUGUUGUUUUA